AUGAAGCACGACGAGUUUUUCGCCGCGCACGAGAAGGAGCAGGGGCGGAGCUACCUGCGGGAUCUGUUUCCCCAGCGCCGACACGCGGGCGACGAGUUUGACGACACGGAAAAGCCACCGGAGGAGACGGCGGCGGACAUUGCGAAGAAACGGAAGAAAUACGACUUCAGCAAGAUCGACGCCUACAUGACCGAGCAGAAAUCCAUGCUGUCCUUCGACGCCCUGAAGCAGUUCAUGUCGCACGAACUGCACGAGGGCGACCGAAUCGAGGCGGUAAAGGAAAUCGUCUACCCGAACGAGGGACUGGUGAUCCCCGUGGGGAGGCGAGGCUUGGUGCGGAAGGUACAAUGAGAUUUGGUAGCGAAAGGUACUACGAUGGGAUUUCGGACGAAGUUCUUGUUUAUGCGUUUUCUUUUAUCGCUGGGAAGACAGUAGAUUCUUGUUGAAUUUUCAUGCGUUUGCGUCGGCGCCAUUUUUGCAUCAAAAAUUGUUUUUCAAAAACACAGGUUGCUCUAGAUCACCGUGAGGAGUUCGCCGCAGUGGAAUGGGACUACACGAAAGGGCUUCGCGCAGUCGAUACACGGGCGAAGUACUACAUGAAGCAGCCCAUGGAGGUUGUGUUCGGCUGCGCCGAUGCGCCGUCCACUAUCCAGUGGCCGACGUUCGAGUGUAUGUCGGAAUUCGCAGACGUCAACUGUACCUGGCAGUACCGGCCCAAGGGCGAAGUGCAGUCCGCCGGCAUCCAGCAUCCCGAGUCGGAAUCGUUGCGACUCCGCCAGGGCUACAAGGCGAAUUGUUUCGCGCUAGAAUCGUCCAUCUGCCCCAAAAUGAUGCUCGCGUUGGUGCCCACUGGAAAGUCCGGAGCGGGCGGGGUCAAGGAUCCAAGAAGGCUCAGGCUAGUGGACUACACAGAAAAAAAAGAGCUGGUGGAUAAGGUAAGGAAGUUCAAUAUGUUUGCAUUUUCGACGACGCAGUCUAGACGCUCCAAAAGAAAAAGUAGAUUUUAUUAUUUUGUUGUCGCUUUUCGCUUGAGCUUGAAAAGUGGCCUUGCUUGAUUGUUUCCGCUUCCAUCGUGCAAAAAUCGUACAAUCAGUUCUGCUGCUUCAAGCCGAAGCGCGUCGGGGAGAAGAUCCUUCGCCUGGAGUCCACCGCCGAACGGAACAUUUUCUUGAUGUUGAAACUACCGGCAGACCCGCGGGUGUGCGCACCCUUUGUCCACGUCCACACCUACUCCAUGAACGAAAUCUUCAUGAAGAAUUCGCAGUUUUGCAUCUGCUUGACGCAGAAAGUAAUACCGAAGUACGCGAAGUCUGAGUUCGACGUGGUCCACAUGAAUCCGGCGUUUGUCAUGCAGGAGCAGCAAGCGCUACAGGGCUUCAAGAACGAAAGGGUAAGUAUCAUACAUUCAAAUCGGCCGUUCUUCUCGUUUCAGUUUUCCCUGCUGGUACUACUUAAGUAGCUUUCCCACGAUUCGUGACGGUUUGUGCCAAUUAUCGAACCAAAGCUUUAUCAAAGAGACCUGCAGCAACGACGAGCACAUCAUGGUUAUCCUAAAACCACAGGUAACCUUCGUCGAAGCGCAUUCCGUCGGCGAAUCUGCGCUCGGAGUUCGAUGGGUUCCUAACGUCGGUAAAUGUCGACUUUGGAUGCAGUUCCGCAACGGAAAGGAUACAAGUUUGAACUCCCAGUGGGUGUUAGCAUCCGCGGAGGCCGGUGGGUCUGCGCUGCCAUGCUCGACGAUUCUAGACACGAGGAUAUGCAACGGUAUUCCAAGUAUUUUUCCGGAAGUUUAUUGAAGAUGUAGAUGACGUCGCGAUGUAAAAAAAAAUAAAAAAUGUGAAUCAAAAUGAAUCGUUGAAGUUUGUAGUCUUUGUCGCAGAUGACACGAGCAUUCUGAGUUUCAGUGUAGCUACUGAUCUACAAUUCGUUGAUUCACCUUCCGCUCCCCUACAGGUUACGAGCAGAAUUUCGACCAAGUUCGCGUGACCGUCGCCCCGCUCGCCCGCAUGCACCGGUUCAAAGACAUCUUACAGAACAACUUCUACAAGGCUAACGCCUCGGCUUCCGAUUGGACGAAUCUGCCGGAUUCGGCUGUGUGGACCCGACCGAUCGAGAACAAGCGCAAGAACUACUGGGAGUCGUCGGACGAGGAGGACGAAGAGGAGGCGGCGAACGCACCCGCGAUAGCAGAUCGAAGUGGCAGUAUGGAGAAUUUACCACCAUUACAAGACCUGCUGCAGCCCAGCGUGAUGUCGACUACGCAGAUGAGCCAGGUAGACAGUUUAGGACAGCCAAAUAGUCUGGAGUUCGCGUCCAGUCCGCUUGGACCGUUACCGAGCGGGAACUCCGGUGCCGCGGUCAUGGCGGAUAUACCAAUCACUGUGACGAACCAGGCCGGAACAACGACGACCACGGGCGGAAACGGAUGAAAGAUUACAAAAGUUUCAUUGUACAAAGGGAACAAAAAUGAAAUAGAAAAACUGAGGAACAGAACUACACUCUUGUACAAUUUUUUUGUGUUGGUGAAGUCAGUGUGCUGUGUGCGCAGCAGCUUGUUGUAUGAUAUUUCAAAAAAGGGCAUUUUGAACUUUAACCGGAGUGCGCUGCGGUUUGUUUUUGGAUGUGGUGUGUCACGUUUUAGUUAUUUGGUUGAUCGUAAGAAAAUUAGGCGCCGUCGUCCGUG
Messenger RNA from Amoebophrya sp. A120, 2683 nucleotides. The record is from the annotation of a GenBank genome assembly. NCBI's taxonomy places the organism in Eukaryota, Dinophyceae, Syndiniales, Amoebophryaceae.